GUGGUUGUCUCUCCUUGGGUUGGGGGCGUGGCGGGUGAGGGGCCAGCCGUGUGUGUCUAGUCUCACCCCAGAGUGCUGUCCAUCUCUAGAUUUUCUACCCAGAGUGAUGUAUAUCUAUAGCCAUGGGGGGCUGCCAUGAGCCUCUACCCAUGGAGCCGUGCUUUUCUACCCAGGGUGCUCUGUGCGUUUUUACCCAGAAUGCCGUGUCCAACCCUGCAGCAUGAUCUUGUUUAAAGCGAAGGCUACAAAAACUCAUAAUCGAUAUUAGGCAAACCUCAAAGAAAUGUCAAACACUACACAGUGACGAUAAUGAUCUCCACCAUCAUAAGCGCCACUAUACAUUUAUAUCUCCGUCAUCUUUAGGACCAUUAUUAUUUAAAAUCUUGACUUACAGCUUGCGUGACUGCAGGAAUUCAUAUUCUUUGGGUCUUUCGGUAAAGCGACGUAAAUAGAAAAAUAAUAAAAAUAUCACGAACUAUAUCUAUAUUUUCUCCUGCCUCGGUAGCUCUCCCGAUAUCUUUUUUCACCUGAUGACGAUUGCUUGUGAUUGAAACGUCGUUAUAUUUGUAUUAUUUUCUAUCUACGUGGCUUUACCGAAAGACCCAAAGAACAUCAUGUUAUGUUGUUAAAAUUUAAAAGGGAGGCUGAGCCUUGAGCAGUGAGCGGGCUGAGCCCCCCUUGCAGCCCCAAAGAUGCUACGGGGCUGUUGUGAGUGUCUCAGGGUGCCGUGCGUCUCGUAUCUCGACACAGAGGGCCUUGUGUCUGCCAAGCAGGCCUUAUUGUAAUCGUUGAGGGCAUCCGUGUGUCUAUUUUCCGGACCAAAUGAAACCUAACGUCUGGGCUGUUUGAUGCUAGAAGACCUCGCGUAUCGCCUCCCACACCCGCACGCAUGCCACCCACAUUGAUUUUUGGCAAGCUCAUGCAUAUUCUGAAGUUGUCCCAUGCAACACGCAAAUAGCAACAGGCGUUUUGCCAAACAACCCGAAUUAGAUCUGGCAAUCGCUCUGUGCUUGCGCGUGCGUACGUAUGCACACACACGCCCCACCGCACGUACACACAGAAAUAAGAGCACAUACGCAUUUUGCCACAAGUACACAGUACUUAGUCAUACACCCGCACAGCGAUAGGCAUGCACAGUCACAAGUAGACACGCGAGUACUCUAGUCACGUACACACUCAGAGCCAUGUACACACAGCUACAAGUCCACACAUACUCUCCCGCAAGUAGACACACACAAGUUGACACAAAUACAAUCAAAACCACAUGCACUUGCACACAACCACACAUACUCACAUAUGUACACAAGCACACAUCAAUGUACACACACUUUUCAAUACGUAUACAUGCACAGAGCUGAUUGAAUGUAGGUGCAACUGGAGCUAGCUGGAAACUACACGUGCACAUACUUGCACGCACGCACACAACUAGACAUAUGCAUAGUCACAAACACAAAGAUACAACCACCCACAUGCACAUGUGCAUGCACAAAGACACAGACACGUACACACAAAUCACACGCACACAGGCACAUAGAGACUCAAUAUGCAGACAUAGCCACAUGCCAUCACACACAUGCACACACAGCCACUUGUACAAACAUACAAUGGCACAUACACAUCUCUUGAACACAACCACACAUGUACAUAGAGAUACACUAAUGGCCAUACACUUAAAGAUACUUACACAAAAGCAAUUGAACGGGCACGCACAUAUCCACCGAAACAGGCACAUACACACGCAGUUAUACACAAUCACACAGCCACGUGUACAGACAUGCAAUCACACACGUGCACACCCAAUGACAAGAAUCACAAACAAAUCACACACAAAUACACUCACUUCCAAAUACAUGCAUGCACAGCUACCCACACGCACAUACAGCUACACACCUAAGACCACAAAACUUACAAAACGCAAAGACAAAGAUCCCCCACAUAGCCUACAUAGGCUGUUGGGGCACUCACUUACAGACAGACACGCUCGCGCGCACGCGCACGCACACGCGCAGGCACACACGCAUGGACACACAGCCAAGGGACGUAAGCUCACUCGUGAACCAAAAUGGAUCGGUGCUUGAGAUAAGAUUAACUGUGAUGCCAUUUCAUCUGAAUUUCAAUCUUUCCAGAGCAGCGUCAAUGAGUGUCGGCAGCGAUCGGUCGUGCGCUUCACGUGGGGAAAGGCAGCUCGUCCGCACUUCAAAUAACCGCGUUUCACGAUAAGUGAUUCUCCCCUCCUUCGCUUUUGGUUUUAUAGCUGUGAGCGUGUCGGUGCCGCCGUGUUGGUGCUGUGGCAGCGCAGUUACGUAACUCCGUGGGCUCUGCUUUGUGUGUUCGUGGUUGCGGUUGGUACGACUUGUGCUUGAAACUUCAUAGGCUUAACAAAAAAAAUGCAAGGAAUGUACUUUUAAAUGAUUUUAGUGUGUUUUUUUACUUUUCUGUCAAAGGGACACGUCAGGUUUGUGUUUAGAAAAUUGAGAAUUUAUGCGCUUGGCACGCGGAGUGGAUUUAUUAGUCAAAUAGCGGAGUGUGAGGUCCCGGGAGGUGGGAGUGGGGGAAUUUAAAAAUUAACUGUUGAACUCGUUUCUUUUCUUGUAAAUAUUAUACUAUGAACAUAUGCUGCAUUCAUGUGUGUGUUUUCUUUGAAGCUACGCUUCAAAUAAUUUGCUGUACCUUUGCUUAAGCAAAGCCCACUGGUCGUGGUGAAGGAUUUUUAAUGCGGGUGUGUGGAGAGUUCUGGUGUUUUCACACCAGAUGAAACCACAGCGACUAGCCGGCUAUGAAAUGAAAGAUUGAAUAACAUGCAGGCAGAUUGUCACACAGGUUAAGGCGGCUUUUGUACAUGGAAAAGGCGGUCUCAGUCAAAGUUUUCCCCAACUCUGCGGCCCCUUGCUUCAAACUUUAAUUAAAAUCUUCACGCGCGCCAGUAACUGAUACUUGGUGUCACUGUCCGUGUUCUUGUCAUUGAUAUUUGUGCCUCGAAAGGAUGUGUGGAGUAUUUUUUACAUAAUUUGAUGUAAUGGUGGUCGGUAGCAGCGCCUUACAGACUCGUCAAAAGGUUGAGGUUUUAGGUAGAUUUGCUUUUUUAGAAAAGUUGUGCAAUGGUAAUUUGUGAACCCGGCAUUCAUUAGUGUAAUUUGACCGUUGUUCCUUUAAUAGUGCCUCGUCUUGACCUAGAUAGAUGACCUUUAUUUAUAACUAAGAGCCCAUUGAGACCACGAGUCUCUUUAACCUGACUUCACAUUAAGCGUCUCCGAGGAUCUCGGCUCCAUUUUCACUGCGUGUAAACAAAGUUAACGUUCGAUUUGCCUCUCCUAGCUUCAGCCGUCUUGUCACUGUAACUUCAAUAAUUAUUUUCAACAAAAAAAUACUUUCGCCAGCGAAGCGUGCGAGAUGCGUGAGGGCCGCUCUGUGGUCAGCCCUGACUGGAGGGCGGCCGCGCUAAAGAGGUCUGAGGUCGUGACCCAACAGCCCCGAGUGCUGGCGUCCGACCGGUUCAGGGUCGGCGGGUCGGGGGUGAACGGCGCGUUUUGGGUGGGCGAGACGGCCCUGGGCAGGUCGGAGGUUGCCGACCUCGGGCCAGGGUUGAGCGCGGCGGUGGGAGGAGUGAGGGCGAUUAGGGGGCCGGGCAGGGCGGAGGAGACGGUGCAGGGGGUACGGUCACUCAGGCAGGACCCCGACUUGAGGGGGGAGCUGGCUACGCUGGCGAGGGGCUGCGAUUUCGUUCUACCGUCCAGGAUCAAGGGUCGCCUCAAAGUCAACUACCAACGUCGCAGCCCCGAGGCGCAGGACACACGAGAGGAGUCAAAACCCAAACCGGUCCUGCACAAUCACCUCCCGCAUGCUCCGGAUCCUGACCCACACCCUCCGAGCUCCCGGAUUCACAGCCUCAGCUCUUUCAAAAGCUCUGGGGAAUCCGUUCCUCACUCUCCAGUCUCCUCGACGCGCAAGUCCCCAGCUCCAGCGCUGCGAGGAUGGAACUCGCGAGGGCCGAUGCCACAGAGCGUACUCAUCUCCGAACCCACGCCACCUCCGCCACCGCCACCAUCACUACCAUCUGCAGUGGUUCAAAACAGUCCGGAUCCAGAUUUGCAAAUUCCGAUCGCCUUUGCACAAGUCCCCGAGCCGGCGAGUCCAGGCCGGGAGGGAGUGGAGGAGCAGGGAGGUGCUGCCGGUGCCGUUGUUGUGAUCUCAUCCACUGUGCCCCCGGCACCGGAUUCAAACACUCUCCGUCCCGGUUACGAAACCCGGAAUGUGGAAUCUGGAGUUUUGCUUCAUGAUGGGGAGUCCGCUGUGGGUUUUCAUGCGAGCUUGCUGUCAAGUGACGAUGAUGUCGGCAAAGGCGAAAGAUUUGGAAAAGGAGGUGGCGGUGGAGCUAGCAGUGAUGAGGAUCUGAGUGGGGUGAUGAUUGCUUUGAAGGAGGUCUUCGGAGCUCUGCCUGAUGGGAGAGCCUAUCUGGAUAACAUGACGGAUGUCACAAAGGCGUGCAGGUGCUGCCCCUACUGGAGAGUUGCCCUCUUUCUCGCCGCCCAUGGGGAGGAGACUGGAUUCGUUACCAUGGAAACCUUCACCCUGACCUGGUUACGGGUGACGAGAGCGAGUGAGGAUGACGCGGCGAGGUUCGUGUCGCUCCUGGCUCGGCCCGGGGUGGCUGGACUCACCCAGGAAGACUUCAUCCCCCUUGUGCAGGACAUUGUGGACACUCAUCCAGGGCUGGCGUUUCUAAAAGACGCUCCGGAGUUUCACUCGCGUUAUAUAACUACGGUUAUCCAAAGAAUAUUUUACACAGUCAACCGAUCGUGGAGUGGACGAAUUACAGUUAACGAGCUCAGGAGAAGUAACUUCCUUCAAACGCUGGCGCUGGUGGCGGAAGAAGACGACAUCAACCAGGUUACAGAAUACUUUUCUUAUGAGCAUUUCUACGUCAUCUACUGCAAGUUCUGGGAGCUGGACACCGACCACGACCUCUACAUCAGUGCCAGCGACCUGGCACGGCAUAGCGACGGAGCUAUUUCCAGUUGCAUGAUUCACAGGAUCUUCUCUGGGGCUGUUACACGUGGCUCCAUGGCGCAGCAGGCCGGACGCAUGAGCUAUGCUGAUUUCGUGUGGUUCCUGUUGUCGGAGGAGGACAAACGGACACCCACCAGCAUCGAGUACUGGUUUCGGUGCCUGGACUUGGAUGGGGACGGCGUGCUGUCUCUCUACGAGCUCGAGCACUUCUACAGUGAGCAGGCGCAGCGCAUGGAGGUCCUGGGCAUCGAGCCGCUGCCCUUCUGCGACUGCGUCUGCCAGAUGCUCGACCUCGUCAAGCCUGUUCGGCCAGCGUGCGUGACGUUGGGAGACCUCAAACGUUGUAAAAUGUCACACAUUUUCCUGGACACAUUCUUCAACCUGGAGAAAUACCUCGACCGCGAGCAGAGAGAGCCGUUCGCCAUCACCCGGGAUUUGGAUGGAGACGCACCCGAACUGUCCGACUGGGAGCGUUACGCCAUGGAGGAGUACGAGAUGCUGGUUGCCAAAGAGUCCGAGGCGGAUCAGCUCACCAAGGGGACGUCCGACGAAGACAUUGAUGAUGAAGACGACAUCCUGGCGGCCGCGGAACUCGCCGGCGAAAUUAACGCUCUCACCGCACAGAGCUGACGGUGACAAGAAACUCCCUCCUCCUCAAUCCACGUCAUUGCCACUCCACCAACAUGCACUUAUUUUUCCUACAACCCUCGACCACCAGCUUCCAUGGCAUUUGAGGGCAGGACAAUCAGGGAAUGCAAUCCUCUCCAAGGAUAUCUGGGGGGAAGUGCCAUCCCCUUGGUCAGUUUGAACCUUGAACCGUGUUCUGGCAGCAUUUCUGCUCGGUCCACAGCUCAUCGUAGUAGGUGAGGCUGAGGGCAAGGCUGAGAGCCUGGGCUAUAAUGCCCGGUUAAUCUCGUGUAAGGCUAGAACAGCUCCAAGCAUCGUUCCAUCACAAUCGCAGCCCUUUGUGUAAGACGGAUGAACGCGUGGGGGUGUGGAGAGGGGAGACCAUACACAAUCGUUCCUUCUGUCCAUCCGUCGGGAGAAAGCUGGACACGUUUGACAAGCGCUAUUGGCACAACGCGUGAAUGGUUAAGCGUGAUGCAUUACACGCGUGAGGUAUGUGUGUGUCUCAGUCCGUAUGCGGUCUCUCGUACGCAAACUUGACCUGUGUAUACACCCGCGUGCCGGUGUUGGAGCUGACAGUUCUGGAAACUCGUGUUUCCGGACUUUUGUAUGUUACUGUUAUGUUUUUUUCUAAAUUAUUUUAGUUUUUUUUUCCUCCCUAUCGCCAUUACGUCUUGAGAUGAAGGGGGGAAAAAAACGUUUGUUUGGCAACUCUCGCCGAGAGCGGUGCAACAUCUGGGGAGGAUGGCUGCUGAAGAUGACGUCGUGGGAACUACUUACGAACUACCGUGUAAGCUUUCGUGCUUGUUAUCGUACAGCUCUCCCGCGUGUUUUGUGGUUGUGGCCCACGAGCCGUUCGACGUGCCGACGUUUUACGCUGGGAGCUCCUUCAGGAAGCGAAUUCGGUUGUCGUUUCGAAAUGAACGUGCGCAAUUUGCAGUUGCAAAUCGAGAGGCCGUCGUUGUUGGCAACUUUAAUUCGGUUCCUGAAAAAGCUUCCAGAUCUCAGUUCGUUCAAUGCCCAACGACGUGCGGGAACAGCCAGAAAAAAAACACAUGGGAGGGGUUAUACAUCUGAAGUCGGUCACUUCAGCUGCGUCGCAUCCCCCACGCGAGUGGGCAGCACCACCUCAUAUACUAUGCAAAGAGUGUUCGGCGCAUGACAAUCACAGCAUCGGUCAAUUUAAAUAAACGAUUUAAGAAAACCA
Messenger RNA from Petromyzon marinus (sea lamprey), 6841 nucleotides. The record is from RefSeq and is a predicted model, not a curated record. Lineage: Eukaryota; Metazoa; Chordata; Hyperoartia; Petromyzontiformes; Petromyzontidae.